AUGGCCGCCGCCGACCUCACGCUGCUGCUUCUCGCGUCUCUCCUCGCCAUCCCGCUCUACUUCCUCUUGGCCACCACCAGACGCAGCAGGACGCCGCCACGCGGGAGCAAACCGCGGCUCCCGCCGGGGCCGUGGGCGCUGCCGGUGAUCGGGCACCUGCACCACCUGGCCCGCCCGGGGGGCGGCCUCCCGCACCGCGUGAUGCGCGAUAUGGCGCGUCGCCACGGCCCGCUCAUGCUGCUCCGGUUCGGCGAGGUCCCGGUCGUGGUGGCGUCCUCCGCCGCCGCGGCGCGCGAGGUGAUGCGGACCCACGACGCGGCGUUCGCGUCGCGGCCCAUCGGGCCCAUGUCGCGGCUCUGGUUCCAGGGCGCCGAGGGCAUCCUCUUCGCGCCCUACGGCGACGACUGGCGCCACCUCCGCAGGGUGUGCACCCAGGAGCUCCUCACCGCCCGCCGCGUCCACUCCUUCCGCCCCGUGCGCGAGGACGAGCUCCGCCGCCUGCUCGCCUCCGUCGCCGCCGCCUCGGCGUCGGGGACGGGGACCGUCGUCAACCUGACCGAGAAGAUAUCGACCUACAUCGCCGACUCCACGGUGCGCGCCAUCAUCGGCAGCCGACGGCUCAAGGACCGCGACGCGUACCUGCGGAUGCUCAAGGGCCUCUUCGGCAUCAUGCCCGGGAUGAGCCUGCCGGACCUCUUCCCGUCCUCGCGCCUCGCCAUGCUCCUCAGCCGCGCUCCUACCCGGAUCCAGGCCUACCGCCGCAGCAUGCGACGGAUCAUGGACGGCAUCAUCCAGGAGCACCGGGACAGGGCAGCCGCCGCCGACGGCGACGACGAUGAGGACUUCGUCGACGUGCUCCUCAGACUUCAGAAGGAAGUGGACUCCCAGUUCCCGCUCACAACCGAGAACAUCAAAACCGUCAUGCUGGACAUAUUUGGCGCGAGCACGGAGACGUCGACGACGACGCUGGACUGGGCGAUGGCCGAGCUCCUGCGGAACCCGAGGGCGAUGGAGAAGGCGCAGCACGAGGUCCGGCAAGCGUUCGCCGGCCACGACACGGUGACCGAGGACGGCCUAGCCGGCCUGCGCUACCUGCGGCUCGUCAUCAAGGAGUCGCUGCGGCUGCACCCGCCGGCGACGAUGCUGGUUCCGCGCCAGUGCCAGAGUGCGUGCCAGGUGCUCGGGUUCGACGUGCCGGCGGGCAUGACGGUGGUCGUGAACGCGUGGGCGAUCGGCAGGGACCCGGCGCACUGGGACGAACCCGACGCGUUCUUGCCGGAAAGGUUCGAACAGAGCACCAGGGACUUCAGGGGCGCGGACUUCGAGUUCAUACCGUUCGGUGCCGGGCGGCGGAUCUGCCCCGGCAUGGCGUUCGGGCUGGCUCAUAUCGAGCUCGCGCUCGCGGCGUUGCUGUUCCACUUCGACUGGAGCUUGCCGGGUGGGCUAGCUGCCGAGGAGCUGGACAUGACCGAGGCAUUUGGGAUUGCUACGCCACGGCGUUCCGACCUUUUGGUGGUGGCAAUCCCUCGUGUCCCACUGCCCAUGAAGUGA
Molecule: messenger RNA, 1551 nt
Organism: Miscanthus lutarioriparius
Lineage: Eukaryota; Viridiplantae; Streptophyta; Magnoliopsida; Poales; Poaceae
Source: the annotation of a GenBank genome assembly